Messenger RNA from Diaporthe citri, 1128 nucleotides. RefSeq lists its product as uncharacterized. The transcript is spliced from 2 exons. Lineage: Eukaryota; Fungi; Ascomycota; Sordariomycetes; Diaporthales; Diaporthaceae. The coding region runs from base 1 to 1128 and encodes 375 amino acids. The record is from RefSeq and is a predicted model, not a curated record. Gene Ontology annotation, molecular function: oxidoreductase activity, acting on the CH-CH group of donors, NAD or NADP as acceptor.
AUGCGUGCCCUCGUGGCGCCGAAAUAUUGCAGGCCGGACGGAUACGAGAUCGCGCAGCUGCCGCUUCCGGAGCUCACGGAGCCCAAUCAGGUCCUUAUUCGAAUCUACUCAGCAGCCAUGCAGACAGGCGACUGCCAGUUCGCCAGCAGCAGCGCCAGGAGGUUCUUCUCUAUCCGCGCCACUGAUGCCGCCGACGCGUCUUGCAGGUUUCCCAUGAUCCUCGCGCACGAGGGUGCGGGCGUUGUGGCCGCGGUGGGUGCCGAGGUCAGAUCCGUCAGGGUGGGCGAUGCAGUGUAUGGGAUUGCACUCAAACGACCCAUGGGGCGCUUUUGGACUGAGCAGAGCGGGUGGUGUGCCGACUAUGCCGUGGCUACUGAAGACCUGCUGCUCCCUAAGCCGGCGCACCUGUCGUUUGAAGAAGCGGCCUCGUUGCUGGGCAGCACGUUGACGGCAAUACAGAUCACGCGGGCGGCGGUGGCGCUCAACCCAGCCGCGUUCCCGCGCCGGAGUCUCGAGGGCAAGACGGCGUUGGUGACGGCGGGGCUCGGGGCGGCGACGAGUAUAGCGUGCCAGGUGCUCAAGAAUGUCUACGGGGCCGGGGAGGUGAUCACAACGGUAUCGACGGCCAAGGUGGGGCUUGUGGCGGAGCUGAUGCCGGGCGUGGUGGACAGGGUGGUGGAUUACCAGAGGCAGCAUGUCGUCGACGAGGUUGGCAAGGGCAGGGUAGAUCUCCUGUAUAACUCGCGGCCGGAUCUGGCGGGCUACCUGCCGCUGAUGAAGCCAGGGCAGGGGGUGAUUGCUGCCAUCCUAGCGGUCCCGCCGUCGCAGGAGCUGAGGGCGUCGAUGGGACGUGAAUUUGUGCCGCUGUGGAUUUGCUGGAUACUGGACAUGGCCCAGGUGUGGUACUGGUGGAAGCUGUGGCGGACCGGGGUGAGGCUCACGUUUCUCUCGGGCAACCCUGGCGUGCGAGAGGCCGGGGAGAGGGCCGGGGAGGUGAUCUCCACGCGGAAGGUCAGGGCCGUCACGACGGUGGUGGCCUUGGACGACCUGGACAACGUCAAGAACAGGUGCGAAGAGGUCCGGACUCUGAAGGGCGGGGUGGGGAAGCUGGUGAUCAAGCUGGUGUAG